AUGGAUAAAAUUAUAAACUCAAUGAGAAAAAUAACAAUCAGCAAUGAAAGUUUAUUAAAGAGAUCAAUUUUCCAAAGACCAGUUACAAUUCCAAAACCAUCUUUUGGUCAAAAAAUUUCAUUAGAUAAAUUAAAGCGUGAUAAAGAAAGUGGAUGGACUAUUGCCACCACUCGUAUGGGUGCAAUUGGUAAAAAGGUUGGUAUGAUGACAACUUAUAUUGGUGCUGAGGCUUAUCCAGUCACUGUUAUUCAAAUCCCAAACAAUCAAGUCACUCAAGUUAAAAGAAAAAUUAAAGAUGGUGCUAAUAUGGUUCAAAUUGGUGCUGAUGAAAUUCGUAUGAAAAAUGUCCCAAAACCAUUACGUGGUCAUUUUGCUAAAGCAAAUGUUACACCAAAAAGAAUUUUAAUGGAAUUUAAAGUCACAAAUAAUGCUUUAAAUAUUGACUUGGGUACACCAAUCCUUGCAAGACAUUUUGUUCCAGGUCAAUUAGUUACUGUUAAAGGUAAAAGUAGUGGUAAAGGUUUUGCUGGUGGUAUGAAAAGAUGGAAUUUCAGAGGUCAACCAGCUACACAUGGUGUUUCACUUACUCAUAGAUCAAUUGGUGCUACUGGUAAUAGACAAACCCCAGGUAGAGUUUUUAAAAAUAGAAAGAUGCCAGGUAGAUUAGGUGGUGAAAGUUGUACAGUAAAAAAUCUUCAAAUUCUUAAAAUUAAUAAUGAAUUAAAUUGUAUUAUGGUUAAAGGUGCUGUACCAGGUAAAAAAGGUUCCUAUUUAAAGAUUAUCGAUUCAACUUCAAUGAAAUGGAGAGAAGCACCACCAUUCCCAACCUAUACCCCAACACCAGUUGAUUUAGUAAACACAGAAUUAGUAUUCAAACCAAAUACUCAAGAAAUUGUUUCAGAAGAAUUAGAAAUUAAAGUAGCUCCAAAAUUAAUUUCACAAGAAGAAGCCAGCGAAUUAUUAAAUGCUCAAAAAGAAGUCAUUGCCAAAAAACUUCAACCAAAAGAAAAAAAUCAAGAAUAA
This is a messenger RNA of Dictyostelium purpureum, 1023 nucleotides long. RefSeq lists its product as uncharacterized. Gene Ontology annotation, molecular function: structural constituent of ribosome. NCBI's taxonomy places the organism in Eukaryota, Evosea, Eumycetozoa, Dictyosteliales, Dictyosteliaceae. The transcript is spliced from 2 exons. The record is from RefSeq and is a predicted model, not a curated record. Gene Ontology annotation, cellular component: ribosome; mitochondrial large ribosomal subunit. The coding region runs from base 1 to 1023 and encodes 340 amino acids. Gene Ontology annotation, biological process: translation.